Gymnodraco acuticeps is the source of this 7234-nucleotide messenger RNA. It is a transcript of the gene plcg1, whose product is annotated as phospholipase C, gamma 1. Gene Ontology annotation, biological process: phosphatidylinositol-mediated signaling; positive regulation of epithelial cell migration; phospholipid catabolic process. Gene Ontology annotation, molecular function: protein binding; phosphatidylinositol-4,5-bisphosphate phospholipase C activity. The record is from RefSeq and is a predicted model, not a curated record. The transcript has 33 exons. Lineage: Eukaryota; Metazoa; Chordata; Actinopteri; Perciformes; Bathydraconidae. Bases 341 to 4279 code for a protein of 1312 amino acids.
UGCUGGUUGGGGGGGAAGGGCCUGAAGAGCUGGAUCUGAGAGCAGACAAACUUGCGUAGUCUCUCCACGGUCCUCGCUGUCUGCCUGCCUCUCUCUAUGGACGACUGGAGGGCACAAGAGGAAACGGGGAUUGUUGUCGUCGGGACCGCAGCGCUUUUCCAGGGCCCAGCUAUGAUUUAAUCUUGGAAAACUGGGCUGUGUGGGGGGAAAAGGAGAAGGGGAAAACCGACGGGAGCGUGAGAGGAGAUGUGCGGUCGGGCCGAGAUUGCGGCGGUAUCCCUAGGCCUGGACUGAGCAGAUUGUUCUAAAAGGAAACGGACAACAAACGGGGGAAGUGAACAUGGCGGGGACCUCAGGCUUCUUUUCAAACGGACCCGUCCCGUGGAUGGACAACGACACAGAGAUGAACAACCUGUACCGAGACCUGGAGCUCGGGACUGUACUGACACUGUUUUAUUCUAAGAAGUCCCAGCGGCCAGAGAGGCGGACAUUUCAAGUCAAGCUGGAGACCAGGACUAUUAUCUGGACUCGUGGCACGGACAAAAUAGAGGGAGAGGUUGACAUUCGAGAGAUCAAGGAGAUCCGUCCUGGACAGAAGUCCCGGGACUUUGAGCGUUAUGUGGAGGACUCUGCGACGCGGCUGGAGCAGGCUCACUGCUUCGUCAUCCUGUACGGCACCGAGUUCCGCCUUAAGUCCCUCAGCCUGGCAGCAACGUCAGAUGAGGAGAUGACCAUGUGGGUGAAGGGGUUAAACUGGCUUGUGGCCGACACACUGAAAUCUCCAACACCGCUCCAGAUCGAGAGAUGGUUACGUAAGCAGUUCUACGCCGUUGAUCGCAACAGAGAAGACAGGAUAUCCUGUAAGGAUCUAAAGAGCAUGCUGAGCCAGGUCAACUACAGGGUGCCCAACAUGAGGUUCCUCCGAGAGAAACUUCCGGACUCCGAGUUGAGAAAUGGAGACGUGUCCUUCAGCCAGUUCGCUCAGCUCUACCGCAGCCUCAUGUUUGAUGCUCAGAAAAACAUGGAGAUCCCGUUUAUGCAGAGGUUCAUUGACAGACCAGACCAGAAGAUCUCCCUCGAAGACUUUCAGGGCUUCCUCCUGGAGUCUCAAAAGGAAAUGUGGGCAGCAGACAACAGCAAAGUUCAGGAGUUCAUGUUCGGCUACCUGAAAGACCCCCUGAGAGAAGUGGAGCAGCCUUAUUUCCACCAAGACGAGCUCCUGACAUACCUGUUCUCCAAAGAGAACAACAUCUGGGAUUCCUCCCUGGACCAAGUGUGUCCUGACAAUAUGAACAACCCCCUGUCCCAAUACUGGAUCUCCUCUUCACACAACACCUACCUGACGGGAGACCAGUUUUCCAGUGAGUCGUCCCUGGAGGCGUACGCUCGCUGUCUGAGAAUGGGCUGCCGCUGUAUUGAACUGGACUGCUGGGAUGGUCCAGAUGGAAUGCCAGUCAUCUACCACGGACACACCCUCACAACAAAAAUCAAGUUUUGUGAUGUCUUGACCACCAUCAAAGAGCAUGCCUUCGUCACAUCUGAAUAUCCCAUCAUCUUGUCCAUCGAGGACCACUGUAGUAUCGUGCAGCAGAGGAAUAUGGCCACCCAAUUUAAGAAAGUGUUUGGGGACAUGCUGCUGACCAAGGCGGUGGACAUCGCUGCAGACGGCCUGCCAUCACCCAACCAGCUCAAGAGGAAGAUCCUCAUCAAGCAUAAGAAGCUUGCAGAAGGCAGUGCCUACGAGGAGGUUUCUACCUCCACUCCAUACUCUGAGAACGAUAUCAGCAACUCAAUCAAGAAUGGCAUCCUGUACCUGGAAGACCCCAUUAAUCAUGAGUGGUACCCUCAUUUCUUUGUCCUGACCAGCAGUAAGAUCUACUACUCCGAGGAGACCUCCAGUAACCAGGGCAACGAUGAUGAGGAGGAGCACAGAGAGCCGUCCAACGGUAUGGACCAGCAUGUGACGGAGAAGUGGUUCCACGGGAAGCUGGGCGCCGGGCGGGACGGGCGGCAGAUCGCCGAGAGGUUACUGUCCGAGUACUGCCUGGAGACCGGAGCGCCCGACGGCUCGUUCCUGGUCCGAGAGAGCGAGACCUUCGUGGGAGACUACACACUGUCUUUCUGGCGUUCGGGGCGGGUUCAGCACUGUCGUAUCCACUCUCGUCAGGAGGCAGGCAGCCCCAAGUUCUACCUGACUGACAACCUGGUGUUCGACACGCUCUUCGCCCUCAUCAACCACUACCAGCAGGUGGCGCUGCGCUGCAACGAGUUUGAGAUGAAGCUGACAGAGCCGGUGCCUCAGACCAAUGCUCACGAGAGCAAAGAAUGGUACCAUGCCAACCUCUCCAGGAGCCACGCAGAAAACAUGCUCAUGAGGGUCCCUCGUGACGGGGCUUUCCUUGUGAGGAAGAGGGCGGAGGCUAACUCGUUUGCCAUUUCCUUCAGGGCCGAGGGAAAGAUAAAGCACUGCAGGGUGCAGCAGGAAGGUCAGACCGUGGUGCUGGGCACCUCAGAGUUCGACAGCCUGGUAGAUCUCAUCAGCUACUAUGAGAAGCACCCUCUGUACCGCAAAAUGAAACUGCGCUAUCCCAUCAAUGAGGACACACUGGAGAAGAUAGGCACUGCUGAGCCGGACUACGGGUCACUGUACGAGGGCAGAAAUCCAGGCUUUUACGUGGAGGCCAACCAAAUGCCAACAUUUAAGUGCACAGUGAGAGCCAUGUACGAGUAUAAAGCCCAGAGAGACGACGAGCUCUCCUUCAUUAAGAACGCUGUUAUCUCUAAUGUAGACAAACAGGAAGGGGGAUGGUGGAAGGGUGACUGUGGAGGGAAGAAGCAGCUGUGGUUUCCUGCUAAUUAUGUGGAGGAGAUCAGUCCAUCAGCAGUGGAGCCCGAUAGAACUGAGAUGACAGAAAACAGCCCCCUUGGAGACCUGCUGAGAGGAAGUGUGGACGUGUCUUCCUGUCAGAUCGUUGUGCGUCCUGAUGGGAAGGGCAGCCGGCCUCAUGUCUUCUCCCUGGUGCCGAGCACCUCCAUGCGGACCGGCCCGGUGCUGGACGUCGCUGCCAGCACCCAGGAGGAACUCAAGGAAUGGGUGUUCAAGAUCCGUGAAGUCACAAUGACAUCAGAGGCCAAGCUGGAGGAGGGGAAGAUGAUGGAGAGGAGGAAGAAGAUUGCACUGGAAUUAUCCGACCUGGUCAUCUACUGUAGGCCUGUGCCAUUUGACGAAGACAAGAUUGGCACAGAGCGGGCCUGUUUCCGGGACAUGUCAUCCUUCCCCGAGACCAAGGCAGAGAAGUACGUCAACAAGAUCAAGGGGAAGAAGUUCCUGCAGUACAAUCGACUGCAGCUGUCCAGGAUCUACCCCAGAGGACAGAGACUAGACUCCUCCAACUACGACCCUCUGCCCAUGUGGCUCUGUGGGUCCCAGCUGGUAGCACUCAACUUCCAGACAGCAGACAAGCCCAUGCAGAUGAACCAGGCUCUCUUCAUGCUGAACGGAAAGAGCGGCUACGUCCUGGAGCCGCCCAUCAUGAGGGACGACAACUUUGAUCCCUUCGACAGGCAUACGCUACGAGGCGUCGAACAAAUCACCCUCGAGAUAGAGGUUUUGGGCGCCCGGCACUUGCCCAAACACGGACGCGGCAUAGUUUGUCCUUUGAUCGAGAUCGAGGUGUGCGGGGCGGAUUACGACAGUGCCAAGCAAAAAACUGACUCAGAAGCUGAUAACGGGCUGAACCCCACGUGGCCCCGAAAGCCAUUCGAGUUCACGAUAUGCAACGCUGCCUUUGCCUUCCUGCGCUUUGUGGUUUAUGAGAUUGACAUGUUCAAUGACCAAAACUUCCUGGCUCAGGCCACAUUCCCCAUUCACAGCCUCAAGACAGGUUACCGGUCAGUCCCUCUGAAGAACAGCUACAAUGAGGAUCUGGAGCUGGCUUCCCUGUUGGUCCACAUGGACAUCAUCAGUGGCCGGGAUGAAAACGGGGAGGUUCUGAGCCCGUUCAUCGCAGUGGGGGCUGCGUCAGUGACGGCAUCUUCCCCAUCUGGGCGGGAACGUUCGGGGGAGUCCGUGUCCUCAACGUCCUCCAACGUGUCCCCUGUGCCCCAGUCCCCGGCCCAGGCCCAGGCCUACAGGGAGGGCUCCUUUGAGUCCCGAUACCAGUCCCCUCUGGAGGACUUCAGGGUGUCCCAGGAGGCCCUGUUGGACCACAUGGACCCCCAGAACAGACAAACAAGGAUGCUGCGGAGGACCAGAGUGGGCGGAGAGAACCGUGUCUGAGUCCAAGCCAAUCAGGACACAUUUCUGUUGCACCCCCCCACCCGUCUAUCCCUCCCCCCCCCCUCCCCCUACCCAGUCGCCUCUCCCCGUACUGAUGAUGUCACUGACUGCUGUGAACACUGUUUCCAUGGAAACGCCCACCACCGCUUUGGCCUACAUUUCAGGCAGCUCUCUCACCCUCCAUUCUCCAAACCAACUCCUCUCUCUCUCUCUCUCCCCCUCUCUCCCACCGCCCAGCCCUCUCACCACUCGCCUGAUGGGAAGGAGGGACUCGGACACAAGAGUAGAGGGAGGACCGCUGAGAGGAAGCUGACCGUUGGGACAGGAAGAAGAAAUUGACAUUCAUGGGAGAACAAAAACAGGCUGGAGUAGAGUCUCGCUCUGGGCUGGUUGUGAGAGGACGGGCUGCCCUCUCUUGGUUUUAGGUGUGCCCAACAUCUGCCUAGUUUGGAGGCUAAGAGGAGGGAAAUAGAGAGUUAUAAAAGGUAUCAGUUUGAAACUGUUCCCCAGUUAAGUUUCUUCGCUCUUCUCUCUAUUAGUCGUAUAUGAAUAUAUGUAUUUAUUCCUGCUGUGCUGUUGGCCGGAGAACAGCAGCAGCUGACCUGCUCUCAAAGAGCUUCUUUCUCCAUGUUUUUAAUUAUUCUAAUUAUUUAAGCCUUUAAAACAUUCAUAAUGUGACUUUUCAUUUUUUAAAUGUAUAUGUGUAAAACACAAGGGCUCUCUACGGCUAUUGUAAUGUCUCUCUGCUUCAUAGAGGAAAUUACCGCCUCCAGUCAAACUCACACCAUAACCCUGGGGGAAUAUCUCACCCUUUUUUUGUUUAAGGCAUCAGGAAGAAGUCAUAGCCUGUUUGUGUUGGAAGAAGUGAGAGCGUAUUAUCUGCACACACAAACACACAUGCAUACAUUUUAUUUCUAAUUUACAUUCCAAGUAUCUGCACAUCAUUCUAUAUUCCUGCCUCACAGGCGCCUUUACAAGCCAGUCUGACACACUCCUGAGUUCCUCCUAUCAUCAAUCAUGUCAUCAUCACACUGUGAUGAAGCCGGACCAGGGAUACACGUUGUCCUACGAUAGGUUGAGGUCCAAGUGAUAUUUUAGUUUAUAAUGAUCAGGGUAGUGUCUGAAUGGUUACCCUUGAUUAGCGAAGACUUAGUGAACACUCCCGCAGGACUAAUCCUUACCUAAAUACAACAAAAUGUUCCUCCUUACGAUUUUUAGCCUGCAUUCUCUUCCAAAAUGUAAAUGGGCCUUAUUAAGUGCUGCACAGUCAUCUUGUGUAUCAGAUAGUUCAUUGGCUGCAAGGUUACGGCUAAAAUAACAAUACUGAUAACUGAUCAUUUCUAAAACAGCUGGUUUGAGGAACACAGUUCUAACCUCUCAUUUGACAUGAAACAUUGUAAAUGUGUCACUUUCAAAAAUGUACCAUACUGUAAAUACAGUCAGGCUAUUAACAUUGCAGCCUUUUGAUUAUGUGAUUUAUGAUUGAAUAUUUCAGAAAUGUGGAUAUUUUUACUGACAUUUCAGGCGUAAUAGAAUUUAUGGCCGCUUUUUAUUCUGUAUUUUUUAUUUGUUGAGCAUAACUAUUCCCAUACCUAACACAGCUCUUUGACUACAGUGAAUGAACAACGGUCACUGUUUCACAUUGUGAGUUUAAGUUUAAACAGAUGUCUCUAAGAAGAGGUUUCGAGGUCCAAAUGUGUUUUACUGCAACCGGCUUAUUUGUUUUUAUUUGUCAGGUAGGAGUUCCCUGUGUUUGAAAGGAAAUGAAGUGUUGUUGACCAAGUGGGAGCGUUUACAUUGCCGUUGUAAAGAAAACAUCCCAUAUACACAUCAUGAGAACGUUUUGAUGCAGCACAAAAACAUAAGGGACCUUUUGUGUUUGUGCUGCUACAGUGUUUUAGUCCUGGGGGAGUUCUGUCGCAGCACAAAGCUGCUUCCCAGAAAGCUUUGAGGAUUAAGUCGCACUGCUACAAUAAACAUUCAAUUGCAACGGCCCUGAAUUUAUCUGUGAUGAAAUGUGCAAAAUACAUGAAUGUAAAAUGCUACGUGUUGCAAUUCGUUCCCAACUUUAAAUUCCCUUUCUAGCUUCGACUCAUGUGUGUCUAACUUGCUAAUUCAGACUUCUCCUGAGCAAAAUGUUGGCGUGUUUUAAAAGUGCAGGGGUUUUUCAUGUCCUUCGUUUGUGGAGUGAGAGCCUCUUUGGGUGGAGUAGAGUGUGAGCUUCAGAUUUAGCAGUAGCUGGGCUGGUGUUAUCUUUCCAGGUUCGUAUCAGAAAGUGUUUCCUCUGCUUUUAUGUGAUGACUAUAUGAUGUAAACUCAGUAUUCUCAGUCAGUGUUUGACCACUGAGACACACCUAAGCCAUAGGGUAUGAUUUAUGCUAAGGUUAAAGCAGGGACAGGAGUAAAUACUUAAAGUCUCAACUACAUUCUUUUAGCAUCUUGUGUUUGCAGCCUCAUAUUGAUUCCAAGGCUACCCCAUAUUACAGUUGUUUUUUUCUUUCCGUUGUCUUUAUGGAGAGCUCUCCCUCCAAUGCUGCAUUGCUCUUAUCUGUGUACACAUCAUCACAGCCACAUCAUUCACCUCGUGCACAGCCACGCUACGCCCACGCAGCCGCUCUCACUUAUUCUCUCUGAUCGGCCUCCUGUCAGCACUGUGACGAGCGACUGCUGCUCAGUUUGUCGUACCGGUUAUGGCGGGACAUCGUGAACUCCCAUCAACCUGUAAAAUGGUCUCGAUCAACCAGACUAAAAGCAUCUCUGUGGGUGUGCAGGGUCCAUUAGCCUAAUUUGUUUCCACUUUUUCUUUGCUCCAAUUAUGUGUUUUGUUACCGACAGUCUCAUUUACUAUCGCCUUUCUGUAAUGUGCCUAAACUAUGGAGAGGAAAAGUAUUCAUUUUAAUUUUUCAUAUGAAACAUAUUAAAUCCUGAAAAGUAAAUAAAAUACUUACUACUUUA